UAAGUUGGAACAUCGAACCCAUUUAAAUGAUUGCGUAUUUGAUUAACUAUUAAAAACAAAAAUAAUAUUUUGGUGACGCAAACGCACCUAUUGUUAAGACAGCUGGUCUUGACAACUUAAAAAAACAAAAGAGAACUUGGCAAGGUACUGUGAAAUAAUAAACAAUGAAAAUUGCGGCUGUUUGAAAUAUAUUCAAUAAAAGAUAGAUGCAAUUAAAACAUGAGACGUUCCAAGGCACCAUCGGAGUUAAAAAAAGCAAAACGUUUUUGUAGUUCUAAAGAUCAUGGUAAUGAUUGUAAAGACGCUGGUCAUAGUUCAGAUCCCGAGGACGAAAAAUACAAUUGGGGUUCUGGAAAUCAUAAUGGUGAAAUUAAAACGAACAAUAAUGAAAACAAACGAAUUUUUAAUAUAGUGUGGCGCGAUAUAUCUAAUAAGAAACAUAAAACUUGGAAGGGGGAUGGAACGCUGGAGGUCAGUAAUUUAACAACUAAAGCUAUUUUAAGAGAUGAAACUGGGAAAUAUAUGGGUUGUUCAACAAAAUUUAAUAGAAGUGAUAUAGCUCCAGAUUUUCAGAUGGUUAUAGGAGGUAAAGAAAUUGAAAUACAAAAUGAAAUCAAGGGAGAAGAUGAAUUGCUGGAACUCCGUAAGAGACAGGUUCGUAAUCGCAACUGGGGUGAGGAAGAAUGGAUUUCUCCAGAAGAUUUGGCUGAGGAUGCAAAAAAACCCAAAGGAGGUUUUAAAUUUAAACCCAUUUUAACAUUAAGACCCCCAGAAGUACCAUCAAGUGUACAAUUUAAAGAAAAUGAUAAAUCUGAUUGGGAAAAGAAUGAUUAUCAAAAGCCGAGCGUUUCCAAAUGCUACAACGAAUCUUCAUUGCGGACUUAUGGAAAUAAUGAUUCAUGUAAAGAACUCCUAUGUUUUAUAAGAGCUUCAGAGUUGCAACAAUUCCUUUUCCUAAAAGCAUUCGAGUACUAUUCAUCAGUAAAACCAAAAUUAACAUUGGAAAAUAUCAAAUCGCUUGAUAUAUUUAAUAUUUUAAAACACAUUUGUAAUCAUCCUUCCUUUAUCAAUAAUAAUUCUAGUACAAAUGAAUUAAUGCGUCAUCUACAACCCACUCUACCGGAUUGGUCCGAAAUGGGUCCUUUCGAUUCGGGUAAAUUGGAAUUUGUUCAGUAUUUUUUAUCAGACCUAACAAAGUUGAAGCCUCAAAAUUGCAUUAUUAUUGCGAAAAAUGCAAAUGUCCUAAAUAUGCUGCAAGGUUUAUGUAAUUUUAUGAAUAUUCAAUGUUUUCGCUUACAAACAAAUAUUUCUAAAGAUACCACCAAUGAAGAUGUUAUAAAUGAAUUUUGUUCUACUAAAAAGAUGAUAAGCCAAGUUUUACUAGUAAAUUCGAUGGAAGAUAUUAAUAAUUUUAAGAUUUCCACUUACUGUAAAAAAAUUAUAGUUUUUGAGGAUGUUUUAAAAUAUAUGAACAUUUUUAACACGGUGAAUGAUUUCCAAGAUACUGUUGUAUACUAUUUGGUAACUGCAUUUUCGAUUGAAGAAUUAAUACUUGUUGAUAAAAAUCUAGAAACUGACGAGGAGAGACUAUUGGAACGUUUAGAAGAAUUGGUAAAUAUAUCAAAUAUGGACAAUGAUUGUUGUUAUCUACAUACGAAAAUUGAAUGUAAUUGCUUUAAAGUAACAGAAGAAAGUGUUAUUAAAAGCGAUAUUACAUUUGCAAAGGAAUGGCAACAUUUUAAGCAUCCUUUUAAUAUGGAACUUUUAAAGAUGUCUUUCUUGGAAAACUCGGCGGAAAAUAUUGUUUCAAUUUUUUAUAAAAAUCAUAAGAAGUAAAUAAAACUGAUCUUUAUUUAUUAAAUUCA
Molecule: messenger RNA, 1865 nt
Organism: Lucilia cuprina (Australian sheep blowfly)
Lineage: Eukaryota; Metazoa; Arthropoda; Insecta; Diptera; Calliphoridae
Exons: 2
Coding region: 220-1836 (538 amino acids)
Source: RefSeq, a predicted model, not a curated record